Molecule: messenger RNA, 14480 nt
Organism: Hypanus sabinus (Atlantic stingray)
Lineage: Eukaryota; Metazoa; Chordata; Chondrichthyes; Myliobatiformes; Dasyatidae
Exons: 10
Coding region: 1824-3257 (477 amino acids)
Source: RefSeq, a predicted model, not a curated record
UAUCCUCAAUUCAAAAGUAGAAUUGUUUUAGUUUAUUUCUAUACUAUCCACACCUAGCACUGGUAAGUGCUCUCAGGGCUUGGUCAUAGAGGGCUGUGAGAUCAAGUCUCCUUCCAGAAAUAUGAACACAAGGUAUAAGAAAAUAGUGCAGCAUGUUGGAAGUGUGUUCUCAGGGAGACAAUAAACUUGCAAAUGUCUUGGGUAAGGUAACACACAAAAUGCUGGAGGAAAUCAGCAGGUCAGGCAGCAUCUAUGGAGGGAAGUAAACAGUCUAUGUUUUGGGCUGAGACCGUUAAUUAGGACCUAGGAAGGAUCGUGAGUCCUAAUGAAGGGUCCGGUCCUAAAACAUUGACUGUUAAUUUCUCUCCAGGGAUGUUGGCUGACCUGAUAAGUUACUCCAGCAUUGUGUGUGUGUUAUUUUGGAUUUUCAGCAUCUGAUGAACCUCUUGCAUGUAUUGGUGAAUAUCUAUCCUUCAAUGGGGCAUAAUUUUAAGCAAGUACAGGGGGGAUGUUAAAGGUAGAUUUCGUGCACAGAGAGCAGUGGCUGUGAGGAAUGCGUUUGCCAGGGUGCUGGGAGAGACAGAUAUCUCAGGGACAUUGAAGAGCUUCUUAGAUACGCAGAUGGAUGGCAGGGCCUUUGGGUAAGGAAAAGCUAGUUAGAUCUAAGAGUGGAAUAAACAAUCAGCAUAAACACCAUAAAUCAAAGAGAAGGUACUGUACAGUAAAGUUCUAUGUUCCAUGACCUCAAUAGAGGAAAUAAUGUCCGUGAGUUGGUGAAUGGAGGAACUAAUGUCCAUGAUUUGGUCAAUGUAGGAACUGAUGUCCAGUAGUUGGUCAAUGGAGGAACUGAUGACCGUGAGUUGGGGAAUGGAGGAAGUGAUGUCAUUGAGUUGGUGAAUGGAGGAACUAAUGUCCAUGAUUUGGUCAAUGUAGGAAAUGAUGUCUGUGAGUUGGUCAAUGGAGGAACUGAUGUCCGUGAGUUGGUGAAUGCAGGAACUGAUGUCCGUGAGUUGGUGAAGGGAGGAGCUGAUGACUUUGAGUUGCUGAACGGAGGAGGUGAUGUACCUGAGUUGGUGAAUGGAGGAAAUGAUGUCCGUGAGUUGGUGAAUGGAGGAACUGAUGUAAUUGAGUUGUUGAAAGGAUGAUGUGAUGUCAGUGAGAUAUUGAAUGGAGGAACUGAUGUCCGUGAGUUGGUGCAUGGAAUAAGUGAUGUCCGUGAGUUGGUGAAUGGAGGAAGUGAUGUCUGUGAGUUGGUGAACGGAGGAACUGAUGUCCGUGAGAUGGUGAAGGGAGGAGCUGAUGACUUUGAGUUGCUGAACGGAGGAGGUGAUGUACCUGAGUUGGUGAAUGGAGGAAAUGAUGUCCGUGAGUUGGUGAAUGGAGGAACUGAUGUCCGUGAGUUAUUUAAUGGAGGAACUGAUUUCUGUGAGUUAUUGAAUGGUGGAACUGAUAUCUGUGAGUUGUUGAAUGGAGGAACAGAUGUCCGUGAGUUGGUGAAUGGAGGAACUGAUGUCCGUGAGUUAUUUAAUGGAGGAACUGAUUUCCGUGAGUUAUUGAAUGGUGGAACUGAUAUCUGUGAGUUGUUGAAUGGAGGAACAGAUGUCCGUGAGUUGGUCAAUGGAGGAACUGAUGUCCGUGAGUUGGUCAAAGGAUGAAGUGAUGUCUGUGAGUUGGUGAAUGGAGGAACUGAUAUCUGUGAGUUGUUGAAUGGAGGAACAGAUGUCCGUGAGUUGGUCAAUGGAGGAACAGAUGUCCGUGAGUUGGUCAAUGGAGGAACUGAUGUCCGUGAGUUGGUGAAUGGAGGAACUGAUGUCUGUGAUUUAAUGAAUGGAGUAACUGAUGUCCAUGAGUUGGUGAAUGCAGGAAUUGAUGUCCGUGAGUUGGUGAAUGGAGGAAGUGAUGCACGUGAGUUGGUGAAUGGAGGAACUGAUGUCCGUGAGUUGGUGAAUGGAGGAAAUGAUGUCCGUGAGUUGGUGAAUGGAGGAACUGAUGUCCGUGAGUUGGUCAAUGGAGGAAGUGAUGUCAGUGAGUUGGUGAAUGGAGGAAGUGAUGUCCGUGAGUUGGUGAAUGGAGGAAGUGAUGCCCGUGAGUUGGUGAACGGAGGGACUGAUGUCCGUGAGUUGGUCAAUGGAGGAAAUGAUGUCCGUGAGUUGGUGAAUGGAGGAAGUGAUGCCCGUGAGUUGGUGAAUGGAGGAACUGAUGUCCGUGAGUUGGUGAAUGGAGGAACUGAUGUCCGUGAGUUGGUGAAUGGAGGAAAUGAUGUCCGUGAGUUGGUGAAUGGAGGAAAUGAUGUCCGUGAGUUGGUGAAUGGAGGAACUGAUGUCCGUGAGUUGGUGAAUGGGGGAAAUGAUGUCCGUGAGUUGGUCAAUGGAGGAUGUGAUGUCCGUGAGUUGGUGAAUGGAGGAAGUGAUGCCCGUGAGUUGGUGAACGGAGGGACUGAUGUCUGUGAGUUGGUGAAUGGAGGAAAUGAUGUCCGUGAGUUGGUGAAUGGAGGAAAUGAUGUCCGUGAGUUGGUGAAUGGAGCAACUGAUGUCCGUGAGUUGGUGACUGGAGGAAAUGAUGUCUGUGAGUUGGUGAAUGGAGGAACUGAUGUCCGUGAGUUGGUGAAUGGAGGAACUGCUGUCCGUGAGUUGGUGAAUGGAGGAACUGAUGUCCGUGAGUUGGUGAAUGGAGGAAAUGAUGUCCGUGAGUUGGUGAAUGGAGGAAAUGAUGUCCGUGAGUUGGUGAAUGGAGGAAGUGAUGCCCGUGAGUUGGUGAACGGAGGGACUGAUGUCUGUGAGUUGGUGAAUGGAGGAAAUGAUGACCGUGAGUUGGUGAAUGGAGGAAAUGAUGUCCGUGAGUUGGUGAAUGGAGCAACUGAUGUCCGUGAGUUGGUGACUGGAGGAAAUGAUGUCCGUGAGUUGGUGAAUGGAGGAACUGAUGUCCAUGAGUUGGUGAAUGGAGGAAAUGAUGUCCGUGAGUUGGUGAAUGGAGGAACUGAUGUCCGUGAGUUGGUGAAUGGAGGAACUGCUGUCCGUGAGUUGGUGAAUGGAGGAACUGAUGUCCGUGAGUUGGUGAAUGGAGGAUGUGAUGUCCGUGAGUUGUUGAAUGGAGGAACUGAUGUCCGUGAGUUGGUAAAUGGAGGAAUUGAUGUCAGUGAGUUAUUGAAUGGUGGAAGUGUUGUCCGUGAGUUGGUGAAUGGAGGAACUGAUGUCUGUGAGUUGCUGAAUGGAGGAAGUGAUGACCGUGAGUUGUUAAAUGGUGGAACUGAUGUCUGAGAGUUGCUGAAUGGAGAAACUGAUGUCCGUGAGUUGGUGAAGGGAGGAAAUGAUGACUGUGAGUUGGUGAAUGGAGGAAUUGAUAUCAGUGAGUUAUUGAAUGGUGGAACUGAUGUCCGUGAGUUGUUGAAUGGAGGAACAGAUGUCAGUGAGUUAUUCAAUGGAGGAACUGAUGUCUGUGAGUUGGUCAAUGGAGGAAGUGAUGUCGGUGAGUUGGUGAAUGGAGGAACUGAUAUCUGUGAGUUGCUGGAUGGAGGAACUGAUGUCUGUGAGUUGGUCAAUGGAGGAAGUGAUGUCCAUGAGCUGGUGAAAGGAGGAACUGAUGUCUGUGAGUUGGUCAAUGGAGGAACUGAUGUCCGUGAGUUGGUCAAUGGAGGAUCUAAUGUCCAUGAUUUGGUGAAUGGAGGCUCUGAUGUCCGUGAGUUGGGGAAUGGAGGAAGUGAUGUCAUUGAGUUGGUGAAUGGAGGAUCUGAUGUCCGUGAGUUGGGGAAUGGAGGAAGUGAUAUCAUUGAGUUGGUGAAUGGAGGAACUGAUGUCCGUGAGUUGCUGAAUGGAGGAACUGAUGUCCGUGAGUUGGAGAAUGGAGGAACUGAUGUCCGUGAGUUGGUGCAUGGAGUAAGUGAUGUCCGUGAGUUGGUGAAUGGAGGAAGUGAUGACUGUGAGUUAGUGAACGGAGGAACUGAUGUCCCUGAGUUGGUGAAUGGAGGAAAUGAUGUCCGUGAGUUGGUGAAUGGAGGAACUGAUGUCCGUGAGUUGGUGAAUGGAGGAAGUGAUGACUGUGAGUUAGUGAACGGAGGAACUGAUGUCCCUGAGUUGGUGAAUGGAGGAAAUGAUGUCCGUGAGUUGGUGAAUGGAGGAACUGAUGUCCGUGAGUUGGUGAAUGGAGGAAUUGAUAUCAGUGAGUUAUUGAAUGGAGGAACUGAUGUCCAUGAGUUGGUGAAUGGAGGAAAUGAUGUCCGUGAGUUGGUGAAUGGAGGAAAUGAUGUCCAUGAGUUGGUGAAUGGAGGAACUGAUGUCCGUGAGUUGGUGAAUGGAGGAAGUGAUGUCUGUGAGUUGGUCAAUGGAGGAUGUGAUGUCCGUGAGAUGUUGAAUGGAGGAACAGAUGUCCGUGAGUUGGUAAAUGGAGGAAUUGAUGUCAGUGAGUUAUUGAAUGGUGGAAGUGUUGUCCGUGAGUUGGUGAAUGGAGGAACUGAUGUCUGUGAGUUGCUGAAUGGAGGAAGUGAUGACCGUGAGUUGUUGAAUGGAGGAACAGAUGUCAGUGAGUUAUUCAAUGGAGGAACUGAUGUCUGUGAGUUGGUCAAUGGAGGAAGUGAUGUCAGUGAGUUGGUGAAUGGAGGAACUGAUAUCUGUGAGUUGCUGGAUGGAGGAACUGAUGUCUGUUAGUUGGUCAAUGGAGGAAGUGAUGUCCAUGAGCUGGUGAAAGGAGGAACUGAUGUCUGUGAGUUGGUCAAUGGAGGCUCUGAUGUCCGUGAGUUAAGGAAUGGAGGAAGUGAUGUCAUUGAGUUGGUGAAUGGAGGAUCUGAUGUCCGUGAGUUGGGGAAUGGAGGAAGUGAUGUCAUUGAGUUGGUGAAUGGAGGAACUGAUGUCCGUGAGUUGCUGAAUGGAGGAACUGAUGUCCGUGAGUUGAUGAAUGCAGGAACUGAUGUCCGUGAGUUGGAGAAUGGAGGAAGUGAUGUCCGUGAGUUGGUGAAUGGAGGAACUGAUGUAAAUGAGUUGUUGAAAGGAUGAUGUGAUGUCAGUGAGAUAUUGAAUGGAGGAACUGAUGUCCGUGAGUUGGUGCAUGGAGUAAGUGAUGUCCGUGAGUUGGUGAAUGGAGGAACUGAUGUCCGUGAGUUGGUGAAUGGAGGAAGUGAUGACUGUGAGUUAGUGAACGGAGGAACUGAUGUCCCUGAGUUGGUCAAUGGAGGAACUGAUGUCCAGGAGUUGGUCAAUGGAGGAACUGAUGUCCGUGAGUUGGUGAAUGGAGGAACUGAUGUCCGUGAGUUGGUGAAUGGAGGAACUAAUGUCCAUGAUUUAGUCAAUGUAGGAACUGAUGUCCGUGAGUUGGUGAAUGGAGGAAGUGAUGACUGUGAGUUAGUGAACGGAGGAACUGAUGUCCCUGAGUUGGUGAAUGGAGGAAAUGAUGUCCGUGAGUUGGUGAAUGGAGGAACUGAUGUCCGUGAGUUAGUGAAUGGAGGAAGUGAUGACUGUGAGUUAGUGAACGGAGGAACUGAUGUCCCUGAGUUGGUGAAUGGAGGAAAUGAUGUCCGUGAGUUGGUGAAUGGAGGAACUGAUGUCCGUGAGUUGGUGAAUGGAGGAAUUGAUAUCAGUGAGUUGGUGAAUGGAGGAACUGAUGUCCGUGAGUUGGUUAAUGGAGGAACUAAUGUCUGUGAUUUGGUCAAUGUAUGAACUGAUGUCCGUGAGUUGGUGAAUGGAGAAACUGCUGUCCAUGAGUUGGUGAAUGGAGGAACCGAUGUCCGUGAGUUGUUUAAUGGAAGAACUGAUGUCCGUGAGUUGGUGAAUGGAGGAAGUGAAAUCCGUUAGUUGGUGAAUGGAGGAAGUGAUGUCCGUGAGUUGGUGAAUGGAGAAACUGUUGUCUGUGAGUUGCUGGAUGGAGGAACUAAUGUAAGUGAGUUGGUCAAUGGAGGAAGUGAUGUCCGUGAGCUGGUGAAAGGAGGAACUGAUGUCGGUGAGUUGGUCAGAGGAGGAACUGAUGUCCAGGAGUUGGUCAAUGUAGGAACUGAUGUCCGUGAGUUGGUGAAUGGUGUAACUGAUGUCCGUGAGUUGGUGAAUGUAGGAACUAAUGUCCAUGAUUUGGUCAAGUAGGAACUGAUGUCCAUGAGUUGGUGAAUGGUGUAACUGAUGUCCGUGAGUUGGUGAAUGGAGGAACCGAUGUCCAUGAGUUGUUGAAUGGAGGAACUUAUGUCCGUGAGUUGGUGAAUGGAGGAACUGAUGUCAGUGAGUUAUUGAAUGGAGUAACUGAUGUCCGUGAGUUGGUGAAUGGAGGAAUUGAUGUCCGUGAGUUGUUAAAUGGAGGAACUGAUGUCUGUGAGUUGAUGAAUGGAGGAACUGAUAUCCGUGAGUUGGUCAAUAGAGUAAUUGAUGUCCGUGAGUUGGUGAAUGGAGGAAUUGAAGUCUGUGAUUUAGUGAAUGGAGGAAGUGUUGUCCGUGAGUUGGUGAAUGGAGGGAUUGAUGUCUGUGAUUUGGUGAAUGGAGGAAGUGUUGUCCGUGAGAUGGUGAAUGCAGGAAUUGAUGUCCAUGAGUUGUUGAAUGGAGGGACUGAUCUCUGUGAGUUGUUGAAUGGAGGAAGUGAUGCCUGUGAGUUCUUAAAUGGAGGAACUGAUUUCCAUGAAUAGGUGAAUGGAGGAAGUGAUGUCCGUGAGCUGAAUGAAUGGAGGAACUGAUGUCCGUGAUUUGGUGAAUGGAGGAAUUGAUAUCGAAGAGUUGGUGAAUGGAAGAACUGAUGUACGUGAGUUGGUGAAUGGAGGAAGUGAUGUCCAUGAGUUGGUGAAUGGCGGAACUGAUGUCAGUGAAUUAUUGAAUGGAGGAACUGAUGUCCGUGAGUUGGUGAAUGGAGGAAUUGAUAUCGAAGAGUUGGUGAAUGGAAGAACUGAUGUACGUGAGUUGGUGAAUGGAGGAAGUGAUGUCCAUGAGUUGGUGAAUGGCGGAACUGAUGUCAGUGAAUUAUUGAAUGGAGGAACUGAUGUCCGUGAGUUGGUGAAUGGAGGAACUGAUAUCAGUGAGUUGGUCAAUGGAGGGAGUGAUGUCCGUGAUUUGGUGAAAGGUGAACAGAUAUCUGUGAUUUGCUGAAUGGAGGAAGUGAUAUCCGUGAGUUGGUGAAUAGAGGAAGUGAUGUCCCUGAGUUAUUCAAUGGAGGAACUGAUGUCUGUGAGUUGGUCAAUGGAUGAAGUGAUGUCCAGGAGUUGGUCAAUGGAGGAACUGAUGACUGUGAGUUGGUGAAUGGAGGAACUGAUGUCCGUGAGUUUGUGAAUGGAGGAAAUAAUGUCUGUGAUUUUGUCAAUGUAGGAACUGAUGUCAGUGAGUUGGUGAAUGGAGGAACUAAUGUCCGUGAGUUGGUCAAUGGAGGAAGUGAUGUCCGUGAGUUGGUCAAUGGAGGAACUGCUGUCCGUGAGUUGGUGAAUGGAGGAACCGAUGUCCGUGAGUUGUUGAAUGGAGGAACUGAUAUCCGUGAGUUGGUCAAUGUAGGAACUGAUGUCAGUGAGUUGGUGAAUGGAGGAACUGAUGUCCGUGAGUUUGUGAAUGGAGGAAAUAAUGUCUGUGAUUUUGUCAAUGUAGGAACUGAUGUCAGUGAGUUGGUGAAUGGAGGAACUGCUGUCCGUGAGUUGUUGAAUGGAGGAACUAAUGUCCGUGAGUUGGUCAAUGGAGGAAGUGAUGUCCGUGAUUUGGUGAAUGGAGGAAGUGAUGUCCGUGAGUUGGUCAAUGGAGGAAGUGAUGUCCGUGAUUUGGUGAAUGGAGGAACCGAUGUCCGUGAGUUGUUGAAUGGAGGAACUGAUGUCCGUGAGUUGGUCAAUGGAGGAAGUGAUGUCCGUGAGUUGGUGAAUGGAGGAUGUGAUGCCCGUGAGUUGUUGAAUGGAGGAACUGAUAUCCGUGAGUUAGUGAAUGGAGGAAGUGAUGACUGUGAGUUAGUGAACGGAGGAACUGAUGUCCCUGAGUUGGUGAAUGGAGGAAAUGAUGUCCGUGAGUUGGUGAAUGGAGGAACUGAUGUCCGUGAGUUGGUGAAUGGAGGAAUUGAUAUCAGUGAGUUGGUGAAUGGAGGAACUGAUGUCCGUGAGUUGGUUAAUGGAGGAACUAAUGUCUGUGAUUUGGUCAAUGUAUGAACUGAUGUCCGUGAGUUGGUGAAUGGAGAAACUGCUGUCCAUGAGUUGGUGAAUGGAGGAACCGAUGUCCGUGAGUUGUUUAAUGGAAGAACUGAUGUCCGUGAGUUGGUGAAUGGAGGAAGUGAAAUCCGUUAGUUGGUGAAUGGAGGAAUUGAUGUCCGUGAGUUGGUGAAUGGAGAAACUGUUGUCUGUGAGUUGCUGGAUGGAGGAACUAAUGUAAGUGAGUUGGUCAAUGGAGGAAGUGAUGUCCGUGAGCUGGUGAAAGGAGGAACUGAUGUCGGUGAGUUGGUCAGAGGAGGAACUGAUGUCCAGGAGUUGGUCAAUGUAGGAACUGAUGUCCGUGAGUUGGUGAAUGGUGUAACUGAUGUCCGUGAGUUGGUGAAUGUAGGAACUAAUGUCUAUGAUUUGGUCAAGUAGGAACUGAUGUCCGUGAGUUGGUGAAUGGUGUAACUGAUGUCCGUGAGUUGGUGAAUGGAGGAACCGAUGUCCAUGAGUUGUUGAAUGGAGGAACUUAUGUCCGUGAGUUGGUGAAUGGAGGAACUGAUGUCAGUGAGUUAUUGAAUGGAGUAACUGAUGUCCGUGAGUUGGUGAAUGGAGGAAUUGAUGUCCGUGAGUUGUUAAAUGGAGGAACUGAUGUCUGUGAGUUGAUGAAUGGAGGAACUGAUAUCCGUGAGUUGGUCAAUAGAGUAAUUGAUGUCCGUGAGUUGGUGAAUGGAGGAAUUGAAGUCUGUGAUUUAGUGAAUGGAGGAAGUGUUGUCCGUGAGUUGGUGAAUGGAGGGAUUGAUGUCUGUGAUUUGGUGAAUGGAGGAAGUGUUGUCCGUGAGAUGGUGAAUGCAGGAAUUGAUGUCCAUGAGUUGUUGAAUGGAGGGACUGAUCUCUGUGAGUUGUUGAAUGGAGGAAGUGAUGCCUGUGAGUUCUUAAAUGGAGGAACUGAUUUCCAUGAAUAGGUGAAUGGAGGAAGUGAUGUCCGUGAGCUGAAUGAAUGGAGGAACUGAUGUCCGUGAUUUGGUGAAUGGAGGAAUUGAUAUCGAAGAGUUGGUGAAUGGAAGAACUGAUGUACGUGAGUUGGUGAAUGGAGGAAGUGAUGUCCAUGAGUUGGUGAAUGGCGGAACUGAUGUCAGUGAAUUAUUGAAUGGAGGAACUGAUGUCCGUGAGUUGGUGAAUGGAGGAAUUGAUAUCGAAGAGUUGGUGAAUGGAAGAACUGAUGUACGUGAGUUGGUGAAUGGAGGAAGUGAUGUCCAUGAGUUGGUGAAUGGCGGAACUGAUGUCAGUGAAUUAUUGAAUGGAGGAACUGAUGUCCGUGAGUUGGUGAAUGGAGGAACUGAUGUCAGUGAGUUGGUCAAUGGAGGGAGUGAUGUCCGUGAUUUGGUGAAAGGUGAACAGAUAUCUGUGAUUUGCUGAAUGGAGGAAGUGAUAUCCGUGAGUUGGUGAAUAGAGGAAGUGAUGUCCCUGAGUUAUUCAAUGGAGGAACUGAUGUCUGUGAGUUGGUCAAUGGAUGAAGUGAUGUCCAGGAGUUGGUCAAUGGAGGAACUGAUGACUGUGAGUUGGUGAAUGGAGGAACUGAUGUCCGUGAGUUUGUGAAUGGAGGAAAUAAUGUCUGUGAUUUUGUCAAUGUAGGAACUGAUGUCAGUGAGUUGGUGAAUGGAGGAACUAAUGUCCGUGAGUUGGUCAAUGGAGGAAGUGAUGUCCGUGAGUUGGUCAAUGGAGGAACUGCUGUCCGUGAGUUGGUGAAUGGAGGAACCGAUGUCCGUGAGUUGUUGAAUGGAGGAACUGAUAUCCACUCGGCCUCCUUGUACCUACCCAGAAGCUGAGAAUACGGCAUAGAUGAUCGGAUUCUUUGCAUCGUGGGUCUGCUGCACAAAGAUGUCCUCUGGUGAGAGAGCAGAGAAGAAGUGUUAGUUAGCUCUCAACUCCUGGAGAAGUCUGAAGCUGGACAGUGUACUUUUGGUCAAAUUGCUGAGACAUUCUACUCAAUUGACAAUGAACAUUACCCCAUCCCAACUGUGGAUUUGAUAUCCAGCACCUAUGUUCCCUCUAGGCUGUGUGCAUGUGCGUGUUCACACAUGUUUUUCAAUCAGUGCACAAAGGAAAUUAAUAUGCACACAAAAGAUUUUCCAGAGAUCGCGGUUUUUACGCUUCAGGUCCUGAGUAGAGGCAAAAAAAAUAGGAGUGUUCCAUAGCUCUGACAUCUCAAACUGUCUAAUUCAUGAGUGUCCAACAAGCAGGACAGGUUUACCUACAGGAAAUAAUUUACAAAAACCAGAAAAUGGUGCAGAUGUGCAGGAGGGGCUGUGAAUAGGACAAUCCAGUUUUGAGGAUUCCUUUAUCAUGAGCUUUAACUACUGAGGCUGCUCAAGUGCUGGACAAGUGCAAUAUUGGGUUUCAACUGAAGUCUCUUUUCCCAUCUCAGAGCUAUAAGCUUCUGUUUUCUUUUGUGAAUGAUGAACAGAAGUAGAAGGUUGCCUCUACGAUCUCCAAUUCAUGUUGAUAAUGGAGAGACCAUACAGUAUCUGACUUUCAGCAUCCUUUUUUGCAUGAAUGAUUCAGGGAAAACAUGAAAUGUGGAAAAAAAAUCGGUAGGGUACAUCUGAGUAGCGCCAUCUCAAGAGACAAACAUUGGAAAAGAGGGAUUAGUAUGAUAAUGCAUGGACUAUGCCCCAUCUCAAAUGGCAAAAGAGGAUAGAAAGGAGUUGAGAGUCCUGAACCAAAGGAAACACUGGUAUCAAAUUUGCCUCUUUAUUGCAAGCCCUGGAGAAAUGAUAUUCCCAUCUGCUUCUAUUUCCAUGAUUCAUGCAAUGACUAGGAAAGAAUAUCUUCAAAAGGCAGUGCCUCAAGAAGGUAUCAUCCAUCAUUAAAGAUCCUCACCAUCCAGGAUGUGACCUCUUCUCAUUUCUGCUAUCAGGGAGCCUGAAGACACACGGUCAACAUUUUAGGAAUAGCUUCUUCCCAUCCAUCAUCAGAUUUUGAACUGGUCCGUGAGCACUGAGAAGCCUCAGGACCCACAACAGCAGGUCCAGGAGCAGUUAUUAUCCCUCAACCAUCAGGCUCUUGAACGAGAAAGGAUAACUUCAAUCACUUUCACUCGCCUCAUCACUAAACUGUUCCCCCAAUCUAUGGACUCUUUUUCAAGGACUCUUCAUCUCAUGUUAUUGAUGGAAAUGAAUCUGGAUUGUACCUGCUGAUACAUAUACUUUGUACUUUGUGAGCACAUUGCUUUUUUCACACUUCCUAAUGAAGGGUCCCGGCCCGAACUGUCGACUGUUUAUUCCUCUCCACAGAUGCUGCAUGACCUGCGGAGUUUGUCCAGCAUCUUCACAAUCUUUCGUGUUUACAAUGUGCAUUGUUUAAUAAAAUAAGACUGGGAAUCUUAAAUAUAGGACCUUUUUCAGUAUAUUCUUAUCUGCCUUCCAAGGGAAAAAAAUCUGCCAACCACCCACUGUGUUUCUUUUGGGCAGACAAUGCAGACAAUCUAACCUGCUUCAUUUCUUUGAGGUUUGUCCAUCACAAAAUAAUAGGCUAUGUUUACUCUGAGGGUCAGUCACCUAAUAUUGUGUGGUCAGUCAAUCUCUUUGUCUGUUACCGUGAGGUCAGUUGUCAGUCAUACUACAGUAAUUCUAGAUGGGUGCUCUAUGUUUCUGAGAGGGCCAGUCACUCAGGUCUGCUUGCAUUACUGUGGGGACCAGUCAUCACUUUGUAAUGGGGAUAUGCUACUGUGAGAGACAGGCAACACCUGUAAUGAGACUCUUCCCCACCCAUACACCCCACUUCCCAUACCCAGCUCCUCUGAGUGAGAUCCCUACUGCCAACUUACUGCCUUUAAACCAGAUUCUGAUGGUCAGUUUCCCUCUAAAGAGGCUCUAAUAGUAGUUCUUCCUCCCUCUGAGGUCAUUAGGAAACUCUUUCACCUGUUUCAUGUGUAUAAGCCAUCAAAAAUCUUCUGUAAAGUGGACCCUUGGUUGAAAAUACCCUGCAGGCCAAGAGCCAGGAAGUUUCAAUUGCAUAGGCAUACCUUACACAGCAGUUAAUAGUAAAGAUAAUAACAACAACUAUUAUUUCUUACAUUACAUUCUUCAUACUUUCACCAAAGAGCUCAUUACAGGGGAACCAGAGAGCUAUGAAAACUUAAAAGCCACCUACUUUGGCUGUAAGCAUGAAUGGGAGCUUUGUUGCAGGGCAUCUUGUUGAAAAAACCAGGAUUUCUAACCCUGCAAUUUAAGCUAAUUUUAAAAUACAAGCAACAUAUUUCACUGGGAUAAAACGUGGCCUGGACUGAACCACAGGCCCAUCUCAUCUGAUGGCUUUAUGGGUGUGGGGCCUGUGAUGUGGUUCUCAACCAUACUGGCUGGGCUGGGCUGGGCUGCAGUACAAUGGAUUAGCAGUUGGGCUGCUACAGUCACUCACAGUGCCAAGAGGGAGGCCACAUGAAGAAUAAGAGACAGGAGAAGAACAGGCUUAACAGCUUUUCAGGCUAACUGUGGGAUUCAAAGCCAUACCUCAGUUCUGUUUUCCUAACUAAUCCCUUUGCUUUGGUGCUCAAAAACUUUUGAAGUUUCGAAGUACGUAUACAGUUAUACAACCCUGAGAUUUCCCCUCCUGCAGGCAGCCACUAACAAAGAAGCACCCUUUCAUCAUCAGUGACCCCCACCAACCAGGACAUGCUCUCUUCUCGCUGCUACCAUCAGAACUCAUAGCACGAGGUUCAGGAACAGUUAUUAACCCUCAGCCAUCAGGCUGUUCGCUCAACUUCACUUGCCUAAUCACUGAGAUGUUCCCACAACCUCUGGACUCACUUCCAGGAACUCAUGUUCUCGGUAUUUAUUGUGUAUUUGUUUACUUAGUUAUCAUUAUUUCUUUCUUUUUGUAUUUGCACAGUUCAUUUUUUGUCUUUGGCACAUUGGGUAAACAUCCAAGAUGAUGCGGUGUUAUAUUGAUUCUAUUAUGGUAAUUAUUCAACUGUGGAUUUAUUGAGUAGUCCACAAGAAAAUGGUGACAUAUAUGUACUUUGAUAAUAAAUUUACUUUGAACUUUUGAACUUUGUUUAAAUAAAAAUCCUACACAACGAAGACCAUCGAACACCCAAUGCAUGAGAAGAACAAAGUCACACAAGCAACAAAAAGCGAGCAAAUAGCACGGAGAACACUAAACCCCCGAGUCCCCCAAGGACAGAGCACAUUCCUGAGCCGCCAGGGUGAGUGAAACCGGUCCUGAAGCCAGUGGUCGCAGGCCACAGCUACAGCGUCAGUCAGCUCAGUGCUGUGUCAGGCUACAGCCCCAGCGCCAGUUCCACACCGAAGACCCUUGAUCAAAUCGUGCAAAUAGUAAAACUGAGUAAACAAAAACACAUGGAACACAAACUGCAGAAAUCUUGAAAUUACUCACAGCUGUGGAGCGUUUUCAUCACUAAGGACAUUUAACAUUAAACUGCAGAGUCUCUGAAAAUCAGUGUGCAGCCACCAGAGGCCGAGGAAUUUUGAUCCCAAGACUCCCGCACCUUCCUCUGGCAGCAGUAAGAGGAAGACGGGCAGAUAUUCAUUUUCUGCUCUCACACUUGUCAGUUUUAAUCUUGCUCAACACUUUAAUCAGUGUGGAGUGAUGGACCCACCACCUGUUGGUGUUCUGCCAUUGCCUCAUCCUCGUCAAAUCGCAAAAGCACCAAAUCACCUAGUCGGUUCAAAAAUACAUCCUUGAAAUGGAAAUACAGGCAGCAAUUGAUGCACGUUUAGAAGAAGAAGAGUGUGGAGUAGUUUUGAGAUCUGUCUGCAGGAUGUCGCUGCCAGUCACUGGCGCAAUCUUGCCUGAUAGCAAUUGAAUAGUUCCAUAUGAAUAUACUCAAAUAACCCAGAGAGUUUUGGGAUGUGGGAUGAAACCAUACCAUUUGGAGGAAAGGUAAAUGAUCACAGGAAAGCAUGGCAGUGUAGUGGUUAGCUCAGGGAAUCAGAGUUCAGAGUUUAAUUCUGGAUUGUCCUCCCUGUGAAAUGCAUCGGUUUUCUCCCGGUGCUCCACAGUUCAAAGAUAUACCAGUUGAUUGGUUAAUUGGUUAUUGUAAGAAGACCUGUGAUUUGGCUAGGGGUAAAUAGAGGGUUGCUGGCCAACGCAGCUCAAAGGGCAAGAAGGCCUAUUCCACGCUCUAUCUCAACAAAUAAGUUUUGCAAAUAUAAACCUGGAGAUGGGGCUAUCAGGUAGAGGGUCUAAUAGUUACACCUUUGUGAGGGCCUCAUGAUUUACUCACAUCUGAUUUUUGUGGUACUCUCAAUCUAAACCAUUUUCUCUUUUUGACUAUUCCUCUUUUACACUAUUUAUUUUGUAGUUAUACUAAUUUUUAUGUCUUGGACUGCACUGUUGCCACAAAACAAUGGAUUUCAUGCAUACUGUAUGUCAGUGAUAAUAAACCUGAUUCUAAUUCUGA